Messenger RNA from Triticum turgidum subsp. durum (durum wheat), 252 nucleotides. The record is from the annotation of a GenBank genome assembly. NCBI's taxonomy places the organism in Eukaryota, Viridiplantae, Streptophyta, Magnoliopsida, Poales, Poaceae.
AUGGCGAGCACGGUGGAGUCGCCGACGAGCUCGUGCGUGUCGUCGGACACGGAGGAGGAGGCCGCGGCGGUGACGAAGCCGAUGGUGGUGGUGGGGUGCCCGCAGUGCCUCAUGUACGUGAUGCUGUCGGGGGCGGCGGAGGAGCAGCCCAGGUGCCCCCGGUGCAAGAGCCCCGUGCUGCUGCACUUCCUCCACGGCGCUGCCGCCGCCGCCGCCGCCAGCACCAACAGGCAGCAGCCCAGCAAGAGCUAG